UCUAUCAAUUUUUGUUUUUUGAACAUGUUUUGUUCUAGUUUUGUUUUUGUUUGUUUUAGAAUUAGAUAUUUUUUCAAUACAGAAUAUUUCUUUGAUUUUUCAUUUUAGUUCAUUUUGAUUUUGAUUUGACUUUUACGUUUUAAUUUCACUCAAAUUCUAUUCAUUUUUGAGCGUGUAAGUUUUAACAUUUGCAUUUGUUUCAGCAGUUAUUGUUUUCUUUAAAAUGCUAAUUUUUAUUUCAUUUCAUUUGUAGUUUAAUUUGUUCAUUCUACUAAUUGUUUUGAGUCCCUCACGCUUGUGCGUCGUCACGCUAAAUCAGUGGCGUAGCGACACUUGGGCAAUGCCUCCUCCGUGUCUUUAGAGAUAUAGAGAAGCGCGAGGCUUCCCUGGAGGAGGUAAUGACGGCUUCACUUUUUAAAUACCGUUUUUUUCCAUGUAUAAUGCGCAAAAUUUAACUAAUUUAUUUUCCUAAGAUCUGGGGUGCGCAUUAUACAUGGGUACAAAAAAAAACCAACUUUUUUUUUUUUUUAAUCCGGAUAUGAUACGGAGGCCGCCAUUACAGAUGCGCUUUCUUCUCUGCUGUUCACUUCAAACACGCUCCAUACGAACACAGUGCUCUCGUAUCAGACGCUUGCUCGAUCACCUGCUCGUUUGCUGUCACAAUGUACCCUACACAAAUCCGAAACAUUUCUUCGCUAUCAAGUUUGCUAGCGCAUGCGCAGUGAUACUGACCGGCAGAAUAACAUCCGGUUGUUCCCAAAGAUGAUCUUUUUUCUGAAAUAAUUUUACGUUUACGGACUUAAGUAGGAGUCCAAAUUUGAAUGCGUAUUAUACAUGGGUACAGGCUUUUUUCCAGCAUCACCAUGCCGUUUUUAGGGUGCGUAUUAUACAUGGGGGCGCAUUAUACAUGGAAAAAAACGGUAAACCCACGUCGCUCAGUUGCCCGACUCCACACGAGUUCGUGAUGUCACAGGGAGCCCGAACAGAAUGGCAAAAUGUCCCCCGCCAUUAAAGUUGAAGAGGCAUAGUCACCCGGUGAGCAUGAGGUCACCGCCUCGCCGUGGUUAUUAUUCCCGCCGCGCUCGUUCCAUCUUGACCCCCAUAAUUGCAGCCUGUAAAAACUUGCUAAUGUGUUGAAAUUACGUUGAGUCAACUGUUUGCCUUUCGGGUGCAGAAGGCGACGUGGGGAUGGAACGCCCGCCCCUAUCCGUACGAGACAACCUCGUAAAGAAAAAAUACCCGUUCGGUAUUGACUUUUACAUUAGUGUGGACAACAGAUGGUGGCAAAUCCCAACCUUUGUCUAAGAGAAGCUCCUCCAUGUAUUUCCCCAUAGUUUUUUCCCACGAAGAUGUCUGAGAUGGUGACAAAGCACACCUUUUGUCUAAGGGAAGCCUUUCAGUAGUUCUUUGGCAUCACUAUGCAAUAAGAUGGUGGCAAAGCACAGCGUUUGUUUGAAUGAAGCUCCUCAUUUACUUCAACAUACGUAGUUCCGAGGCACCAAGAUGGCAGCAAAUCACAAGUUUGUUCUUAAGUGAAGCUCCUCCAAUCACUUCAACAUACAGUAGUUCCUAGAAACCAAGAUGACAGCAAAGCACCACUUUUGUCUUAGUGAACCGCCUCGGUAUACUUCAACAUAGUUCCUUGGCACCAAGAUAAUAAAAUACAAAUGUACUUAAAAGUAAAAAAAAAAAAAAAAGGUUUGGGAUAUCAAAUGUUAUGGACUUAAAUUUUAAAUAAAACUGACCUGUAUUUUUUAUGCAAUUCACUUUAUAAGACUAGUUUUUUUUUUUUUUUUUUUUUGAGCCAACUGGUUUUAUCAGCGUAGUGGAGCUGUCCGUGGUACUGAAACACGAAUGUCUCAUUUUAACACUAAUGACUUGAACUUUACCAAUGGUUGGUGUUUAUUGAUGGGGGCGUGGCAGCUGUAUGCGUCACGCGGAUGACGUCACAGUUGCUACUAAAUGGAAGGCGGCUGUAAAUGAAAGUGCAAAGUGCGGCUCACCCUUCUCGCAAUCGGGAUUGUUUCGUUUAUUUUGGAAAGACUACCGUGUUGGUUUGCUUUGAUUCGUGUGAGGACCUCCCCCCACACGCGAUGCUGUCGUCCCUUAAGACCCUGCUGCUGCUUUUGGUCCUGUGCCCGCCCUCCUCCAGCCUGUGCCUCCGUUUGGCCCGCGGCCGCUCGGACCUCAUAUGCGACCAGCAGAUGGCCGGCGGCGGUUUCUCCUCCGAGGACGCCUGGGGCUCUCUGCUCCGCUCAUCCGCUGAGUACCUGGUUGCCUCUGCGCCCGAGGAGUCAGCGAGCCGGGAGAAAAGGACAUACAACCCGGCCAAGACGCGCUUCCAGACCCGGGCUAAGAUCCGCGGCUCCCUGCUGCGGAACGGCGGCAAAGAGGAGCACAGGAGCCAGCUGACUUUGUCCCUGGACUUGCCCACUAACAUAAUGAACGUGCUCUUCGACGUGGCCAAAGCCCAAAACCUGCGCUCGAAGGCAGCCGAUAACGCGCGUCUGCUGGCGCGCAUCGGCCGAAGAAAGUGACCACUCUGAACGCCUCAGCUUUGUAGUUCAAAAGGAUUUUGGUUUUCUUCAUUUGCGGUCGCAUUGUGUAAUUGUUGGGGAUGAAUGACUUCCAUACUGACGCCUUACUAACAAAUGGCCGCAUAAUAACUUUAUUUGUUGUAAAGGUGAGACCGACAAAUUACAGGCUUCACAGCGUUGCCUAUUAUCAAUCAAAUUCAGUUAACAAAAAAUAUUUUAAUUGAUUCUGUACGAAUGUUUUCAAGGACUACAGCCGACGUAUGUAAACUGUUUUUUUCCGUUUCCUAGCGGCUUCAAUUUCGAUUCAUUCAAGCGCUGUUGUUCAAAGUUUCUGCCCACAGUGCACAAAAGGUGUCAGUUGAAGAAUGCAUGGGAAUAUCUGUGUGAAUGCGUGCGCCUCAAAUGUGUUAUUUUUAUACUCAAAAUUAUUU
This is a messenger RNA of Syngnathus typhle (broad-nosed pipefish), 2968 nucleotides long. It is a transcript of the gene ucn3l, whose product is annotated as urocortin 3, like. The transcript is spliced from 2 exons. Gene Ontology annotation, cellular component: extracellular region. Gene Ontology annotation, biological process: digestion; hormone-mediated signaling pathway; cellular response to nutrient levels. Gene Ontology annotation, molecular function: corticotropin-releasing hormone receptor 2 binding; hormone activity. NCBI's taxonomy places the organism in Eukaryota, Metazoa, Chordata, Actinopteri, Syngnathiformes, Syngnathidae. The coding region runs from base 1980 to 2537 and encodes 185 amino acids. The record is from RefSeq and is a predicted model, not a curated record.